This is a messenger RNA of Aegilops tauschii subsp. strangulata, 996 nucleotides long. RefSeq lists its product as uncharacterized. Lineage: Eukaryota; Viridiplantae; Streptophyta; Magnoliopsida; Poales; Poaceae. The record is from RefSeq and is a predicted model, not a curated record.
CCGCCUCUCUCCCCCAAAACGCCAAAAACCCAAACCCCACUCGGCGAAGAAGAAAAAGAAGCGGCGCAAUGCAGGAGGCGGGGAUGUCUGCGCUGUGGAACACCGUGCACGGGUGGUUCACCCCAUGGGUGCUGUUCCUCGUGCUACACCUCAUCGUCGCCACUAUAUUCGUCACCUCCAGGGCCACGUCCUCGGCGGGGAGCGGAGAAGGCGCUCCGGCCGGGGCUGUCGGCGAGAGGAGGAGCCUGUCCCUCGUGGAUUCAAUGGCAAUCGACCGGCCCCACUUCACCGCUCCCGCCCCUGAGGCCCCGGUGACCGGAUUACUGGAUCUGGGACAGCCCGACGAGCAACCGCCGCCGCUCCAGAUGGAGCCGGAGGAUCAGGGUGAGCACGACGCGUUUACAAAAGAGGGUGAGCUGGACGAGCACACGCACAUGGAGAGGAGCAUGUCGGAGGCGGCGGUCGAGGCCGAGCUGCCGCGGCUGCGCAAGCCCGCGAGCGACAAGCCGGCGUUCGCGCACUUCGUGGCCGAGUCGGACACCAAGGAGGUGGAGGCGCGCAGGCGGGCGACGGGGAGGGACGCGGAGCGCCGCCUCCCCCUGGUGGCGGAACCGGAGGAGCCGGCGUCGGAGGUGGAGAUCGAGGAGGCCGGCGGCGAGGUGGACGCGCGCGCUGACGAGUUCAUCAACAGGUUCCACCACCAGCUGAAGAUGCAGCACAUGGACUCAUUCAUGCGCUCCCAGAAGAGGCUCCACCGCCGCCGGGCGACCGUGGUGCCAGAGGCGCGCUAGGCUGGCCUCUUCCGCCGCAGGUGCUCCGUGAUGCUGCACAGAGCUUCCCGCGCUAGCCUAGUGGAUGGAUGGAUAGCUCAGUAGUCCUAAUAAUAAAUCAAACAAAACCUGGCUUCGGAAUCUUUGUCAAGAAAUAGCAAUGGCGGCGAGCCAGCUCUGAAGGGUUAAAAUAAAGGGGAAUAACGGAUGUGGUGUGCAUUCUGUA